CUUUUUGGGCAUUGAGAGAAUUUAGGGGACCCCCUUAAAGUCUUACUAAAUAUAAGACAUCUCAUAUGUAGCAAGACUCUUGGUGUUUAAUUCCCUUCCAUCUUCCUUUUCCCCAGAAGUGAUUUGCACAGGGAUAACACCUAUACUCCAUACACACUCUGCCUAGAAUCCAUCCGAUCUAUCACUUGAUACAAUCAUUGAUUUGUGAUACACACAGACCCCACCAGGCUGAUACAAUUCAUUGUUAUAGGAUACAAUUAAGUGAUUGUCACACAUCCAGAUAAGCUGUGGAGCCCCUGCACGUGGAAAGAUCUGGGUCCUGGUGGCUUUGAUGCAGAAUUUGUCAUCUGUGGUGAUCAUCUGUGUGGUGGAGGAAUAGUCUGCAGACACAUAUGAGAGGACCUGGAUGCACAAAUUAACUGGUGCCUUAAAUCUGCUCCCACUAUGUAGGCCACAACUUUAAUUGAUGCCCCCCAAGAAAGCAGACGAUGGACCAAAACAGCACCCGAUUAUUGGAAGGUUUGGGACCUCUUUGAAGAUUGGAAUAGUGGGACUGCCAAAUGUAGGGAAAUCAACUUUCUUUAAUGUGUUGACGAAGAGCCAGGCUUCAGCGGAGAACUUUCCAUUUUGCACUAUUAAUCCAAAUGAGAGCAGGGUGCCCAUCCCAGAUGAGAGAUAUGAUUUUCUGUGCCAAUAUCACAAGCCGGCAAGCAAAAUUCCAGCAUUUCUGAAUGUGGUGGACAUUGCUGGCCUUGUGAAAGGGGCCAGUGCGGGCCAAGGCUUGGGGAAUGCCUUCCUGUCUAACAUCAGUGCCUGUGAUGGAAUAUUUCAUCUCAUGCGCGCCUUCGAUGAUGAUGACAUCAUUCAUGUUGAAGGAAGUGUCAACCCAGUACGUGACAUUGAGAUCAUUCAUGAGGAGCUCCGUCUGAAGGAUGAAGAAGCCGUCUUAGCUGCCAUAGAUAAGCUUGAAAAAGUAGCUGUGCGAGGAGGAGACAAAAAAUUAAAACCAGAAUAUGACAUAAUGUGCAAAGUGAAAUCCUGGGUUAUAGAUGAAAAGAAUCAUGUCCGCUAUUACCAUGACUGGAAUGACAAGGAGAUUGAAGUACUAAAUAAAUACUUGUUCUUGACCUCCAAACCGAUGAUCUAUCUAGUCAACCUCUCGGAAAAAGAUUACAUCCGCAAGAAAAACAAGUGGUUGAUAAAAAUUAAGGAGUGGGUGGACAAGCAUGACCCAGGGGCCUUGGUCAUUCCUUUUAGUGGGGCCUUGGAACUGAAGCUGCAAGACAUGAGUGAUGAGGAGAAGCAGAAGUAUCUGGAAGAGAAAGUGACACAAAGUGCCUUGUCCAAGAUUAUUAAAACUGGCUACGCAGCACUACAGCUGGAAUACUUCUUCACCGGAGGCCCCGACGAAGUACGCGCUUGGACCAUAAAGAAAGGGACAAAGGCUCCUCAGGCUGCAGGGAAGAUUCACACGGAUUUCGAGAAGGGUUUCAUUAUGGCGGAGGUAAUGAAAUAUGAUGACUUCAAAGAAGAAGGCUCCGAAACAGCUGUCAAGGCGGCAGGAAAAUACAGGCAACAAGGGAGGAAUUACACGGUAGAAGACGGUGACAUUAUUUUCUUUAAAUUCAAUACACCUCAACAGUCCAAGAAGAAAUAGAAUUUCUGUUUUGUUUGUGUUUUUUUUAAAACCUCGAAAGAGAUUAUUAUUUUUUCUUUAUUUUAUUUAAGCAGAAUAUUCUGUUAUUAAAUAAAAUAAAUAAAAUACCAAAUUGGGAACCAUCUCACCCCCCCCCCCCCCAAACCAAAUAAAUAAAUGCAGUUUGUUUGGAAAUAUGUGUCACCUCACUGUGAAAAUACAGGUUCAGUCAAUGUGCUUUCCAAAUGAUUAAGAUCCUACUUGAAAUCCUAGAUGCUUUUCAGGACUCACACGAGUCUCAUGAUACUUCAUUAAUCUCCAUCAUGUAUGCCAAGCCUGACACAUCUGACAGUGAGGACAAUGUGGCUGGCUCUUUUUUUGGAAUCUACAGAUAAUGCAUGUUUUACAGUACUCCAGAUGUCUACACUCAAUAAAACAUUUGACAAAAAAA
Messenger RNA from Hyla sarda, 2087 nucleotides. It is a transcript of the gene OLA1, whose product is annotated as Obg like ATPase 1. The coding region runs from base 467 to 1657 and encodes 396 amino acids. The transcript has 12 exons. NCBI's taxonomy places the organism in Eukaryota, Metazoa, Chordata, Amphibia, Anura, Hylidae. The record is from RefSeq and is a predicted model, not a curated record. Gene Ontology annotation, cellular component: cytoplasm. Gene Ontology annotation, molecular function: GTP binding; ATP hydrolysis activity; ATP binding.